AUGAAUAGAAAAGCAAUGAAAGUGGUAGUUUAAUUACAGCUCAGGGCGGUAUCAUGCCCUGGUGUGCAUUUGCCAGCCAAGGAUGACAUCUACCUCAGUGGGUGCUUCAUGGGCCAAUACCACAAGUUGGAGUGUCUCCCCGUCUUCCCACUCCUGUUUCAAGAGAAGAUGAGAUUAGAGAAGGUGGCUCAAUGUGACACGUCUCCUCCUGAUUAUUCUAAACCAAGGGUGGCCAACCAACUCUUCUGGAGAGCUAUCAGGUUGACUUUGGUCCAACAAUUGGCUAAGUUGGAGAAGGCCCUGGCCUGCUUUGAGGAUGACACCAGAAGCUUGCUAUUCCCAGAACCCAAACGGCCUCCUUCCUUCUCUGGAUUGGUCAGAAAUAUUCUCAUGACAUGGCCCAUUAGCUUCCCUGGUAUUGCCCCAAGGUUAGAGUUCUCCACCAGAACAAUCAGCGAGUGCUCUGCGAACGCCAAGGUCAACAACACCCAUCUCAGUUUUCCAAUGAGGACGGUGGGGCCAAAGGAACACACUAAAAGGUCCCAAAAUGGGUAUUGAGGAGGAGAUUGGGACGGUGCCCAAUGUGCACCAGCAAUGCCCAGGUUGUGCUCCCUCUCCCCCGUAAAAGCCAGCCAGAUGGACGGUUGUCAUGGAAACAUGGGUCGACUGGCACAGCUCGGUUUGGCUUCAAGCUGGGAUAUAGAUGAGGAGUUUUGACCUUGCCAUAAGAGGGACCCUUGGCUCGGUACUGGCAACUCCCCCACACCUCAUCUCUUCCCUGUCAUGGCCAGACACACCCUGACCAACAGCUCCUCUCCUUGUCUCCCACGGUCCCCGUCCUCUGACACAGACAAUCUCCUGGACUACCCCCCAGGUCCAAGCCAGCAAUGUUCCCUGGCUAACAAAGGGGGGUCUCCCACCCCUACACCCACACCUAUCCCUUCCAUGCUUUGGCGCGCCUACAUGGAAAGCUUGAGCCAUAUAGGUAUGUUACGCCCAUGUUCCCAGGGCACGUGGGAGGAGGUCCAUCCCCGUGUCCGAGCACUCCCUAUCACCCCAAGAGCAGUGCACAGACUCUCCCAUGUGAGUAACACACACACCACUAUCAUCUGUAGUGGGUGGAUAGGAAUCCAUAACAGUAAAUCACAACAGCAAUUGACCCUAAAUAUACCUUGACAAGAUUGUAACUUCAAUUGACCCAGUUACAUUCUCAACAGCUGAAACCUUUAAAAGCGACUUUUUUUCCUGUCAGGUUCAUUGAGCUUGCCUGGCGCAAUGGAACCAAUAGCAUAGUUGUAAACCGGCAAACCCCGCCCAUCUGGCACGCCGGGCAGGCUAGAACAAACGCUAAACAUA
This is a messenger RNA of Salvelinus fontinalis (brook trout), 1356 nucleotides long. RefSeq names its product spermatogenesis associated 6-like (gene spata6l). Lineage: Eukaryota; Metazoa; Chordata; Actinopteri; Salmoniformes; Salmonidae. Gene Ontology annotation, biological process: spermatogenesis. Gene Ontology annotation, molecular function: myosin light chain binding. The record is from RefSeq and is a predicted model, not a curated record.